Messenger RNA from Euleptes europaea (tarantolino), 1537 nucleotides. It is a transcript of the gene ZBTB22, whose product is annotated as zinc finger and BTB domain containing 22. Gene Ontology annotation, molecular function: protein binding; RNA polymerase II cis-regulatory region sequence-specific DNA binding; DNA-binding transcription factor activity, RNA polymerase II-specific. The record is from RefSeq and is a predicted model, not a curated record. Gene Ontology annotation, biological process: regulation of transcription by RNA polymerase II. NCBI's taxonomy places the organism in Eukaryota, Metazoa, Chordata, Lepidosauria, Squamata, Sphaerodactylidae.
CACCAUGGAUGCCUCCAUCGUCCACGUGGACUUCCCGGAGAUCACCAGCGCCCUGCUGGAGAACCUGAACCAGCAGCGCCUGGAGGGGAAGCUGUGCGACAUCUCCAUCCACGUCCAGGGUCGCGUCUUCCGGGCCCACCGCGCGGUGCUGGCCGCCUCCUCGCCCUACUUCCACGACCAGGUGCUGCUCAAGAACAUGAUGUCCGUCGUGCUGCCCAGUGUGAUGGACCCCGUGGCCUUCGAGACCGUCCUGGGCUCUGCCUACACCGGCAAGCUGAGCAUGGCCUCCGACGAGAUCGUCAACUACCUGACGGUGGGCAGCGUCCUGCAGAUGUGGCACAUCGUGGACAAGUGCACGGAGCUGCUGAAGGAGCGGCGGGGGGCCCUGCUGGGGGCCCCCUCCUCCACCUCCUCCUCGCGGGCCCACUCCAGCCGCACCAGCGACAACCAGUCGCCCAGCAGCAGCAACUACUUCAGCCCGCGGGACUCCGGCGACGGGCCCCCCGAGCACAGCAGGUACCACCCGCGGGGGGCCUCCUCCUCCUCGGCCGGGGACCGGGACGGACCAGACGACCACGAGGAGGAGGUCAUCUUCCAGGCCGAGAAAGGCCCGUCCCGCUGCCCCGACCCCUUCGCGGGGGGCAGCAAGUUCAUCUUGGAGACGGACGACGAUGUCAGCGACAGCGGGGAGGCGGGCGGCUGUGAGGGGCGCCGGCCGGCCUACGUGCGGCCCAGCAUCAUGCCCCAGAAGCAGUGGGUCUUCGUCAAGAAGGAGCGCUCGCAGGAGGACUUGGUCCUGACGUGCGAGGAGGAUGAGGACCCCGUGGAGGUGUCGGCCCCGGCCCCCGAGGCGGCCCUCAGCAUCACUGACGUGCGGACCCUGACCAGCCCCGGCGCAAAGGGGGUGGCGGCGGCAAGCUGGAGGAGCAGGUGAACUUCUGCGAGUCCUCGGAGGAGUUCCCCUCCCCCUACGAGGGCCUGGAAGACGCCUCCCCGCUGCCCGGCGGCCCCUUCCCACAGCGGCCUCAUGCCCAUGGACAUGCAGGGAAACCAGAUCCUGGUCUUCCCGCCGCAGGCGCCCGUGGAGCACGGGGCAGUGCAGCUGGCGGCCAGCUCGGGGGACGGCAACAAGAUCUUCAUGUGCCACUGCGGCAAGGCCUUCUCGCACAAGAGCAUGCGCGACCGGCACGUCAACAUGCACCUCAACCUGCGCCCCUUUGACUGCCCCGUCUGCAACAAGAAGUUCAAGAUGAAGCACCACCUCACGGAGCACAUGAAGACCCACACGGGCCUCAAGCCCUACGAGUGCGAUGUCUGCGCCAAGAAGUUCAUGUGGCGCGACAGCUUCAUGCGCCACAAGGGCCACUGCGAGCGGCGCCAUCGCCUGGGGGCGGGGGGAGGCACGGGCACGCCGGUGCCCUCGGGGGGGGCAGUCAAGAAGGAGGCGUCGCCCUCCCCCAUCAGUGGGGACGCUGAGUGGGCCCCCAGGAGGUCCCCCCGGGGCGAAGUGGGCUUCGCGGGGAGCAGCAAGAUGUAA